Messenger RNA from Fusarium musae, 474 nucleotides. RefSeq lists its product as uncharacterized. The transcript is spliced from 2 exons. Lineage: Eukaryota; Fungi; Ascomycota; Sordariomycetes; Hypocreales; Nectriaceae. The record is from RefSeq and is a predicted model, not a curated record. The coding region runs from base 1 to 474 and encodes 157 amino acids.
AUGGCUACGAGGGAGUUACUCAUCGUUAUCCUCAAUCACACCAACGAGGAGCUCAUCGCAGAGUCCGAGUGGCCACCUCUCAACCACAGAGGAUGGAGCAAGACGCUAGACCUUCAGCCGCCGCAAACAAUUCUAGCGGGCGAGAGUGGUAUGCUGCGCUGCAAGUCGAGUCACAUAGGCGGAGGUGUUGACAGUUCAAUCACAUACCGCAUCGUCGGAUUCGAAGGGAGGAACGACGUUGCGUUUAUCUGGAGCGUCCCGUAUGUUGGGACAAACAAGUUUGACGCCUGUUGUGCUGUAUCUGACUUUACAGUCGAGAUCUUGGGCGGGCGGGGUAAGGAGGCUGUUGUUGUCUUUGUGUUUGGGCCGGCGAAGAUGGCAGAUGUUAGCCCGGGAGAUGCUGUGUGGGCAGCUGUGACUAGAAAUCCUGUCGAGUGCGCCAAGAGUCUUGUUGGUGGCUUCAAUCGCAAUUAA